Triticum aestivum (bread wheat) is the source of this 1473-nucleotide messenger RNA. RefSeq lists its product as uncharacterized. The record is from RefSeq and is a predicted model, not a curated record. The transcript has 3 exons. Lineage: Eukaryota; Viridiplantae; Streptophyta; Magnoliopsida; Poales; Poaceae. Bases 222 to 1064 code for a protein of 280 amino acids.
UGUUUAAACAAGUGACAUGCAGGUCUUGGAUAACUCCGGUGAGGUACUCCUACGUGGUACGCCCGCUUCAAACACACUCCCGCUGUGGCGCGCAGGCGGCCACCCGUAACCAUGCAUCUCAACCAACUAAUUCUCAUGUCUCCCUCCUCGACGAACCAAGAAACCCAGCCCCGAUCCAGUCUCCCCGCAUCCAUCGCUCUCCGGAUCGACCGAUCCGGCCGAUGGAGGUGUUCGACGAAGUGCACUUCGUGCGGCUCCGGUGCCAGGUGCGGCGGACCAAGUACAUGGCGGCGGACGACGACGGGCACGGCGUGUGCCUGUCCAGCCAGCGCGGCGCGCACAACACGGUGUGGGCGGUGCAGCCCAUGGAGGGCGCGGAGGGCGGGCCCUUCGUCCUCCUCCGCGGCGCCUACGGCCGCUACCUCUUCGCCACGGACGUGCAGGCCGCCACGGGGCCCGGCCACGGCGUGCAGGCCGCGCAGCAGGCCCGGCCGCACCCGAACACGCCGAGGUGCAUGCUCUGGCAGGCCAUCCGGCGGGAGGGCUCCUUCGUCAUCCGCAGCGCCGGGGGCCGGUACCUCCGCGCCAACGGCAAGUACGUCCGGUGGCGCACGGCCGUCACCGUCGCCGGGGACGACGCCAGCGCCAUGCUGCAGUGGGACGUCGAGGUCGUGCCCCUUCGCCUGGACCGCCCUACCCUCCUCGAUCCACCGCCACAGCCGAUGCGGAGGCGGCGCCGCCCGCCGACGGAGGAGGAGGUGGCGCGGCAGGUCCGGUACAUCCCCGCCGGCGUGGACGGGGACAUAGACGAGACAGGGUGGCGGACGGUGCGGAUCAGCACCAACAGCCUCAUGCAGCUGCGCCUGACGCUGGCCAACCUGCUGGGCCAGAACCGGUCGGCGCUCCACACCACGCUCUGCGUCCGCGCCGGCGCCUACGCCGACCUCUCCCCUCUCCUCAUCGACCUGCCCAUCGGCAACGACCGCCUCGACAUCGUCGUCAUCACCCACGGCACACCAGUGGACAACACGUUGCUGUACCCAAACGUCAAUGCGCGGAAUUGAACAUCAUGCAGGGGUGAGGCGACAUGGUUAGGGGUUCAUGCUCGAUUCUCUCACCACUACCUGGAUUAUCAAGUGGUUGGGUUUCUCUCAUUCGUUUCGGCUCAGAGAGUAGCUUAAUUAUCCUGGAGCAACUGCUAGUGUACAUCGGACUGUCAGAGCUGUUGGCGGGGAGAAUGCUUGUAGAGCAGGGUAGUACGUACGUGGUUUUGACACUCAGUAGUAGUUGCUCAAGACGCUAGUGAUCUGCCUUGUGAUUUUGCUCUGGUCUUUAGCAUCUGGCUGGAGGUUUGUAACGAUUUUUGGGUACAAUGCUGCUACAUGGAAAAGUAGUAUUUGAUAUGAAUACUGUCCAGAAAUACAUAGAGAUCCGUUUAAAUAGUCUUUUAUGGGAGACAGUAGAAAUUUCUUC